Messenger RNA from Talpa occidentalis (Iberian mole), 7620 nucleotides. RefSeq names its product Ral GEF with PH domain and SH3 binding motif 2 (gene RALGPS2). The transcript has 20 exons. The record is from RefSeq and is a predicted model, not a curated record. Gene Ontology annotation, cellular component: plasma membrane. NCBI's taxonomy places the organism in Eukaryota, Metazoa, Chordata, Mammalia, Eulipotyphla, Talpidae. The coding region runs from base 489 to 2240 and encodes 583 amino acids. Gene Ontology annotation, molecular function: guanyl-nucleotide exchange factor activity. Gene Ontology annotation, biological process: Ras protein signal transduction; positive regulation of GTPase activity.
UGAUGUUAGCUGUGGAGGAGGGAGGGCUAUUGGAACACUAAAUUUCUGUUUAAGAAAGGAGCAAAAAAAAAAAAAAAAAAAAAAUUCUAAUACCCGGUGUAAAGACCAUAAGGCAGGAAACACACAGGCAGUAAUUAGUUGAGCUUAUCUUUUGUGUGCUCUGGAUUUUUUAUUUCAACGCUGGAGUUGCUGUAGAGAGCUUUGUUUUUCCAUCAGUGUUUGGGUUGAUUUUGGUGUUUUCCUGUUCAUCAAAUCGGCUCUUGUUCAUGUCUCUUUGAAGUUGACCACUAGAAUUUUGGGGAACUUCUCGAUCUGUGCAUGCAUGGUAUUACAGUCAUAGGUCAUAGUUUGGACGCUUGACCCACCCAGAUAAUUAUGCUUAUACGAGUGCUGUAAAUUGAAUAAUAAUGUAUUUGCGAUCUUGGACAUGAGGCUGCCAGUCUUCUGUUACUGUUGACAUCGGCACAGGGACUGAUGUUGUGGGAAGCAUGGACCUCAUGAACGGGCAGGCUAGCAAUGUUAAUAUUGCUGCUCCUGCUUCGGAGAAAAGUAGCAGUUCUGAAUCACUAAGUGACAAAGGUUCUGAAUUGAAGAAAAGCUUUGAUGCUGUGGUAUUUGAUGUUUUGAAGGUUACACCAGAAGAAUAUGCGGGUCAGAUAACGCUAAUGGAUGUUCCAGUAUUUAAAGCCAUUCAACCAGAUGAACUUUCAAGUUGUGGAUGGAAUAAAAAAGAAAAAUAUAGUUCUGCACCAAAUGCAGUUGCCUUCACAAGAAGAUUUAAUCAUGUAAGCUUUUGGGUUGUUAGAGAGAUUCUUCAUGCACAAACAUUAAAAAUUAGAGCAGAAGUUCUGAGCCACUAUAUUAAAACUGCUAAGAAAUUAUACGAGUUGAAUAACCUCCAUGCACUCAUGGCAGUGGUUUCUGGCUUACAGAGUGCCCCAAUUUUCAGGUUGACUAAAACAUGGGCGUUAUUAAGUCGAAAAGACAAAACUACCUUUGAAAAAUUAGAAUAUGUAAUGAGUAAAGAAGAUAACUACAAAAGACUCAGAGACUAUAUAAGUAGCUUAAAGAUGACACCUUGCAUUCCCUAUUUAGGUAUCUAUUUGUCAGAUUUAACAUACAUCGAUUCAGCAUAUCCAUCAACUGGCAGCAUUCUAGAAAAUGAGCAAAGAUCAAAUUUAAUGAAUAAUAUCCUUCGAAUAAUUUCUGAUUUACAGCAAUCCUGUGAAUAUGAUAUACCCAUGUUGCCUCAUGUCCAAAAAUAUCUGAACUCUGUUCAGUAUAUAGAAGAACUACAAAAGUUUGUUGAGGAUGAUAAUUACAAACUUUCCUUAAAGAUAGAACCAGGUACAAGCACACCACGUUCUGCUGCUUCCAGGGAAGAUUUAGUAGGUCCUGAAGUUGGAGCAUCUCCACAAAGUGCAAGAAAAAGUGUGGCAGCUGAAGGAACCUUGCUACCACAAACACCGCCAUCCCCUCGAAACCUUAUUCCACAUGGACAUAGGAAGUGCCACAGCUUGGGUUAUAAUUUCAUUCAUAAAAUGAAUACAGCAGAGUUUAAGAGUGCAACAUUCCCAAAUGCAGGGCCAAGACAUCUGUUAGAUGAUAGCGUCAUGGAGCCCCAUGCACCAUCGCGAGGUCAUGCUGAAAGUUCUACUCUUUCUAGUGGAAUAUCAAUAGGUAGCAGUGAUGGUUCUGAACUAAGUGAAGAGACCUCAUGGCCUGCUUUUGAAAGGAACAGAUUAUACCAUUCUCUCGGCCCGGUGACAAGAGUGGCACGAAAUGGCUAUCGAAGCCACAUGAAGGCCAGCAGUUCUGCAGAAUCAGAAGACUUGGCAGUACAUUUAUAUCCAGGAGCUGUUACUAUUCAAGGUGUUCUCAGGAGAAAAACUUUGUUAAAAGAAGGCAAAAAACCUACAGUAGCAUCUUGGACAAAAUAUUGGGCAGCUUUAUGUGGGACACAACUUUUUUAUUAUGCUGCCAAAUCUCUAAAGGCUACAGAAAGAAAACAUUUCAAAUCAACAUCAAAUAAGAACGUGUCUGUGGUUGGGUGGAUGGUGAUGAUGGCCGAUGACCCAGAGCAUCCAGAUCUCUUCUUGCUGACUGACUCUGAAAAAGGAAAUUCAUACAAGUUUCAAGCUGGCAAUCGGAUGAAUGCAAUGCUGUGGUUUAAGCAUUUGAGUGCAGCCUGCCAAAGUAACAAACAACAGGUACCUACAAACUUGAUGACUUUUGAGUAAAAAACCUAAGAAAGAAGAAAGGUGAACUAUUUCUCCUAAGUGAGAGCGAGGACCUGACAAAAGAGCGCCAGCUAUAAACCAGUCCUGUGCCAGGGAGAGCCCAGAAGUUCCGACUUUGCCUCUGGAGUUCUGAACCAAAAAAGCACUCACUUCAGGGAAUGAAGUGAUAUAUUCCCAGAGAACCAUUUGGAGUUGCAAAACAAACUGCCAUGGACCAUGCUUCUUAUCUCUGAACUGACCUGUGGAAACCACUGCCUUAAAAGAAUGAACGGAAAACCAACAUGAAACACCAAAUAGUGUGUGUGAAUCUUCUGGCGGUGCUGUGCUUGGAAUAGAUCAUAGCUAAUUUGCAUUUCUUUUAACUUUGUACUAAUUUUGGAGGGGGAAUUGCCUAUUUUUAGAUACACUUUGAAAAGGAAAAACAUACUUCUUUUGGGUUACAUUGGGAGCUGCUUUUGAACUGAGGUAUAAAGACGCUUAGUAAGAUUCUCCCCACAGCCAACCUGAAAGAAGUGUGUAGCCUCCAUCAGUCUGCAGCCUCGCCCGAUUCUCACGAGAAUGUAAGAAUUAGAAAAGUUAAUAAUGUGAGUUGUUGAGGUUUGUUUGGGAUUUGGGAGGACUUUGCUUUGUUUUGAAUGAGGGGAUUUUUUGAAACACUAAAAUUCUGAAAUUUAAUACUGUAUGGGGAUCUUCAUUUCCUGCAGAAGGUUUUGAGUGUUCAUAUGCCAGAUUAUUUUUUUUUCAAAUGGGCUCCAGAAAACAUGGUUGUGUUUAACUAGGUUUAAAGUUAGCCUUCUAUAUGAACUCAUUGUUAGGCCACCCAUCUGCUUAGUCGAAAACUGUCCCCACUUAAACUUGUCUGCAAAAACUUUUAGAAUAAUUAAUUACAUUUUUUCCCAAGUUACUUGGAUUAUCCUUCUACUGGUCACAGGUGAUUUUUAUCAUCAGGGUGAUAAUAUUCGCAUUUUAUCAGGAUAUUUUUCUUUUACAGUGUUUAAAUGUGCACAAUGCCAGUGUUUUAAUUCUUUGUUUUCCUUAUUUUUGUUCAAUAUGAGAUUCAGGAGCACAUUUGUUUUGAGAGAUUCCAUAUAUGUAUGUGUGCAUAUAUAAAGCGUACAAAGUCAUUUUAAAAGAGAGAAAGGGCGAAAGCUUGAGAUUCUGGGAAUUUUAAGUAUCAGAACUUCCCUUAGACAGCAUUCCUUUUUAACAUUUUUCUGUCAACUUAAUAGAGCCCUCUACCGUGAAAGCAUAUUUUGUCAGUUAUGAGAGAGCCUUCCUAUGCGAAGGUGCAUUUAAUUUCGAAAAUAAAUGUUGAAUUACAGAAAGAAAGAAAAAGUUUGAAGAUCAGUUGCCUUAGAAUUCUAUCAAAAAAUGGCACUUGAACAAAGACUAUUGGAUGUUAGAACCUUAGCAGUGGCCCACGGUAAGAAAUGCUUUUUGACUUAUGUCUUCUCAUAGACUUCUGUUACUUUGGACCUCACACAAAAUAUCUGACAUUUGUAUUCUUUUAUAAAUUUAUAUUUUUCCUUAUAAGCAUUUUACCCUUAAAUAGAAAAUAUUGUCCACACAAUAAUUAGCUAAAAAUCUAUCUAAAGAAAAGCAGAAGAGCUUCCUCUGAGUGUUAAGUUUUGUAGUUUUCUAUUUGAAAAGGACGUCAAGAGUUCAUAUACUUUUCUCAUAUGGCAAGUCAGAAAUGUUAUUUCUGGUUUUGUGGAAAGUAACAAGAGUUAGAAAGGGCAAAAUGUUGCCUGUGCUGAAUGAUCUUUCAAUGAAUGACCUCCCAAACUUAACCCAUGUUGGGUACAAUCCUAUCUGCAUAACCAGCAGUAUUACUAUGUAGACCUUGCACAUACUACUUUUGUUUUACAUUUUUUUAAAUUUCUUAAUUUGUUCAUUUCUCUUCAGAAACAAGCAUUUUUAACAGUGUGGUUUUUUAAAAAAUAUAUUGUGGAUGAGAACCCUGUGGAUUUUUGUUAUUACUUUGUCAUGAAUAAGCUAUGUUGUAGGUUAACCGUAUCUGUGGGAUAUGCAACUGCCAGUCAGAGCUUGAUAUCACACAGUUUUGCCAAAGAGAAAGCUAAGCUAGAAGAUGUAUUUGAUAUUUUCAGCUCCAAAUACUAAUGGAUGCUUGCACGGAUUAAGAAUAGUGUUCAGAUUUGGUGACUUGUCUCUGUAUAGAAUUGUGACCUCUGGCUGACUGAAACGCUCAACAUAACUGAGCAGAAGUCACCACUGUUUUCUGUCUUCAGAUUUGUUCAUUCAAAAGAUUAGUCAUCGUUGCUUAAGUUAUUUUAGCACUUGAAGCAAAUGGAAACUAGUUAGAGAUGUUACUUAAAAUAUCAAUAGGUGAGUUUUUGAUCAAUUAUUGAUCAAAUGAUAUCUAAGAAUUCAGGCAAAGAAAAUAUGUUACCAAAACAUAAAUAUCUAGAGAACUUAUUAAUGCAAAGAUAUUUCCCUCUUAUUAGACCUGCCCUUAUAAAUUCAAAAGCUUGAAAUUUUCAUCAAUAUUAAAUGAUUUGUUUCUUUCCUACCCAAGAACUCCAUUAUUUAAAUUUAAACUACUUCACGAUAAGCAUGAUUGGCUUGUUAUAGGCUCAGCUUCAUAGUAUACAAUACUAGCCAAAAUACAAUUCAAGGCAAAUCUCAUUUAACUUAUUCUUUGAAUGUGGGAGCUUUUUUUUGAUUUCACUUUUUUACACAUAACUACAAAAUGACCCUAUAGUAACCUUCCUGAGCACUGUCUUUGGUUUCAUGCCCCCUUUGUGUUUAGGCUCUGCUUACUUUUUUGAGGUAUUAUUUUAUUGUAGACUCCAAAAAUGUAAGAAUUGAAAGAGAACUGAUCAAACACAUCUUAUUAUUCAUUUUCUUCCCUGUGUAAAUGUUAUUUGUGUAAACAAUCCAAAAAGGAAUCCAAACAAUUUGAGUUUGAGAGGUUUGUUUUCUCCCUAGGCAUUUGCUUCCAUGACAAAUUGUUUUCCUGUGUGGAAAAUGCCAUAAUGACUAUUGCACUACCUUCUGUGCGGGCUAUCUUGGUAUUGGGUUUUUCUGUAAAUCUAGAGCUACAAGGUUUUUGUAAAUUAAUUAAUUCCUCUUCCAAAAGCUGUAUAAAGGAGCCCAAGAAGCUAUUGUUAUGGAAGGAAAAGGUGUUUAAGUCUCUGGUGUACACUCUAGACAUCCAUUAAAACUGUGCUCUCUAAGAGUAGCCUGUGGGUCUCUUGGGAUGUUAGAAUUUACCUGACCAAAUGACAUGAUCGGAGGUCUUUAGGCCUUUAUUACUGAAAACCAAACAAAGGGCAUCAUAUUAAUUGAAAAUUAACAGAUUUAAUCCAUCAACUUUUUAAUAGAACAUGUCCACUAUUCAAUUUCCUUCCUGUUUUGUUUUUUUUUUUUUUUUUUUUUGAGGUACAUUCCUUUACAACUAGUUUUUAAACCAUUGUAACACCUUCUUCAGAGAAAAAAAAAAAGUCCCAGUAUUGCUUAACAGUAUUGCUUAAUCUUUAGAAAAAGAAAUCCUCUGCUUCAAAAGCUUUUGUAAUAAUUGGAUGCCUUUUUGAAAAUGAAGAUGAAUUUAACUUGUCCCAUUGGAACAGUAGAACUGCUGUCGUGUGAAUAGAUGAUAUAAUGUAAUGCAAGUGAUGAGGAUUAUCUGACUUCAGUGGUCUUUUAGGGUUUGCUUCUGUUUUCUCUGUUCAUUUGCAUUCUUUUCAAACAUAGUAAAUUUAUGAUUUUACAGCCACAGUGGUAUUGUUUUUUCUAAACUUUGAGAUACAUUGUUAUUUAAUUACAUUAAUAAUUCUUUUCUAUGUAAAGUUAGCUUUUUCAGGAUGAUUUAAGUGGUUUUGGUUUUGCUCCCCUAAAAAUGGCUUGUGUCUAAAGUGACUCUUUUUCUACUAUUUAGAGGAUUCUAAUGAAAUUGAUGUAUGCACGCAAACUUUUAAGUUUAUGAAGCAAUUUCACUGUACCAGGAUUUCAAGUUGUAGUGUGGGGAAAAUUUGUUCAGUGCCUUAUCAAUUUGAAGACCAAUUUUAGGGCAUCAAGUAGGACAAUAAUCAUUUGCCCUCUUUACUCCUCUCGUUUCAGGAGUGUGUGCUAUGCCUCUCCACCACCUUACUCUUUCUUGCAGUGAGUCUAAGAAAGUUACAGGCAAUGGUGCAGUCCUCACUGGUUUUGAGUCUUUUUAGACAAGCUCCCUCCUGUACCACCCCUUCCAGGGUUGGAGAUUAAAAAUAAGCCCACCCAAAACCUUCAGAUGAGCGCUCUUAGGAACGAUCAUCAAGAACCCAACUGAGUCAUUUUUAUUUCGUUGUUUUAAGCACAGGAUUUAAUUAUAAAGCCUCGUAGAAAAUCCCUAAAAGACUUUGAUGCAGUGGGAAAGUUUUGUUUGGGUUUUGGUUUAUUUAAGCUACUGAAAUCUUAUAAAGACAGUCCCUUUGGCCAGAAAUGAGAUUUAGUUUGGUUUAUUAUACUUAAAUAAGACUCAGAACAAACAAGCAGUCACUUACAAAUACCAGUUAUUGUUUCCUUGGAAAUAUUAUGGCAGGAAAGUGAAAACACCAAUAUAUAAAUUAAAGGGAAGAGACUAAACUAGCUUUCUCAGCAAAAGCACAGCUUGAAAUAUUCUGCUCCCUGAGAUUAUUGUAAGAUCUGGAGCUUCUUUGUUUACUGAGUGAAAAUGAUAUUUUCCCAUUUUUUUAAGGGUUAAUAUGUUCCAGAAUAGGCGAGUAGUCUUUAAAGCCAAAUGAAGGGUUAACUGGUCCUUGAAGGUCAUUAGCUGAACUCGAAUUUUGGAUCUAGUCAUUUGGACUGCAAAGUGAUAAUGGGAUUAAAGGAAUGCUUUGGGCUUUUUUUUGAGCCACAAGCAGAAAUUUUAAUAAAUAUCAGCUGUGCUUCGUGCUUCAAAUACUAAGGCAACAAAUACUAAGUUCCCCUUAAAGAUAUCACCUGUCAGACCCCUCACAAAUACAAUCUAGCAGUUACUGACUGACUAGGCAUGACAGAGGGGUUGAGUCACCAGACUCAAGAGUUUGUACAGUUUUACAGUCGACCAAAGUGGUGGGGUUGGGGGUGGGGCUUAGGAGUGGCAAACUGGUUCAUAAUGGAAUCUGAAAGAGGAGCAUCUGUGGGGAUAAACAUCACAAUGAUGGAAAUAAACCGGAAAACACAAGCCAUUUUUUAUUCUGCUUUAUCCCAGCUAACUUGCGGUACUCUGAUGAUGAAGCACUCGGUUGCACUAUGACCUCCUUGAGUGAUGUGCAGCUUGGUCCCUCUCUCACUUUUUAUUUCUGUUUAAUAUACAAAUGUGAGUGUGAGAUCUUCAGUGUGUUUGCAUAAGCUAACUUAAAAUGAAUUUAAGUUUUCUGAAAUAUUUCUAUUGAAAUAA